Messenger RNA from Ochotona curzoniae (black-lipped pika), 1833 nucleotides. RefSeq names its product zinc finger protein 703 (gene ZNF703). Bases 1 to 1833 code for a protein of 610 amino acids. Gene Ontology annotation, cellular component: nucleus. The record is from RefSeq and is a predicted model, not a curated record. The transcript has 2 exons. NCBI's taxonomy places the organism in Eukaryota, Metazoa, Chordata, Mammalia, Lagomorpha, Ochotonidae. Gene Ontology annotation, biological process: negative regulation of DNA-templated transcription.
AUGAGCGAUUCGCCCGCUGGAUCUAACCCAAGGACACCCGAAAGCAGCGGCGGCAGCAGCAGCAGCAGCGGCGGCGGCGGCGGCGGGAAGAGGCCGGCGGGGCCGGCGGUGGUGUCCCUCUUGCCCCCGGCGGACCCCCUGCGCCAGGCGAACCGGCUCCCCAUCAGGGUCCUGAAGAUGCUGAGCGCUCACACCGGCCACCUCCUGCACCCGGAGUACCUGCAGCCGCUGUCCUCCACUCCCGUCAGCCCCAUUGAGCUGGACGCCAAAAAGAGUCCGUUGGCGCUGCUGGCCCAGACCUGCUCGCAGAUCGGCAAGCCCGACCCGCCUCCCUCGUCCAAGCUCAAUUCCGUAGCGGCCGCGGCGGCCAGCGGGCUGGGAGCGGACAAGGACCCGGGCCGCUCGGCUCCGGGCGCCGGCUCGGCGGCGGCGGCGCUCAAGCAGCUGGGAGACGCCCCGGCCGAGGACAAGUCGAGCUUCAAGCCCUACUCCAAGGGUGCGGGCGGCGGCGGCGACUCCCGCAAAGACAGCGGCUCCUCCUCGGUGUCGUCCACUCCCUCCUCUUCGUCGUCGUCGUCGUCGUCCUCGUCCCCGGGAGACAAGGCGGGCUUCAGGGUCCCCAGUGCCGCCUGCCCGCCCUUUCCCCCGCAUGGAGCGCCAGUGUCGGCCGCAUCCUCGCCCGCCGGCUCCCGGGGCGGCUCCCCGCAUCACUCUGACUGCAAGGCUGGCGGCGAGCUGGACAAGAAAGACCAGGAGCCCAAGGCCAGCCCGGAGCCGGCGGCCGUGAGCCGCGGCGGUGGUGGCGGCGCCGGGGGAGAGCCGGGCGCGCACGGCGGCGGCGCCGAGGCGGGGUGUUCCGGGCGCAAGUCGGAGCCGCCCUCGGCCCUGGUGGGCGCCGGCCACGUGGCCCCCGUGUCGCCCUACAAGCCGGGCCACUCGGUGUUCCCGCUGCCGCCGUCCAGCAUCGGCUACCACGGCUCCAUCGUGGGCGCCUACGCCGCCGGCUACCCGUCCCAGUUCGUGCCUGGCCUGGAUCCCAGCAAAUCGGGCCUCGUGGGAGGCCAGCUGUCGGGGGGCCUGGGCCUGCCGCCCGGCAAGCCCCCCAGCUCCAGCCCGCUCACGGGGGCCUCCCCGCCCUCGUUCCUGCAGGGAUUAUGUCGUGACCCCUACUGCCUGGGAGGUUACCACGGCGGCAGCGGCGGCGGCGGAGCCUCCUCGCAUCUCACCGCCGCCGGCGGUUCCAGCUGCUCCACCUGCAGCGCGCACGACCCGGCCGGGCCCAGCCUGAAGGCGGGGGGCUACCCGCUGGUGUACCCGGGCCACCCGCUGCAGCCGGCCGCGCUCUCGUCCAGCGCCGCGGCGCAGGCCGCACUGCCGGGCCACCCGCUCUACACCUACGGCUUCAUGCUGCAGAACGAACCGCUGCCACACAGCUGCAACUGGGUGGCGGCCAGCGGGCCGUGCGACAAGCGCUUCGCCACCUCGGAGGAGCUGCUGAGCCACCUACGGACUCACACGGCCCUGCCCGGCGCGGACAAACUCCUGGCCGCCUACCCCGGGGCGGCCGCCGCCGCCGCAGCCGCAGCCGCAGCCGCCGCCGCCUCCUGCCACCUGCACCUGCCCCCGCCCGCCGCGCCCGGCAGCCCGGGCUCGCUGUCCUUGCGGAGUCCACACACUUUGGGGCUGAGCCGGUACCACCCGUACGGCAAGAGUCACUUGUCCACAGCCGGGAGCCUGGCCGUGCCGUCGCUGCCCACCGCAGGACCCUACUACUCGCCCUACGCGCUCUACGGACAGAGACUGGCCUCGGCCUCGGCGCUCGGGUACCAGUAA